Plenodomus lingam JN3 is the source of this 198-nucleotide messenger RNA. RefSeq lists its product as uncharacterized. The record is from RefSeq and is a predicted model, not a curated record. Lineage: Eukaryota; Fungi; Ascomycota; Dothideomycetes; Pleosporales; Leptosphaeriaceae.
AUGUCAGGUGCCCAGGGAUAUGCAGGAAGGUUAGGUAGCAUUGAAACCCAAUGCACAUCCUUCCUGCAAGCCGGCCCGGCCCACCACAUCCAUCGAAUCGAGAAGAAGCCUUCAAAUCGCCGCAAUCCUAGAAAGAAAGAAAAGCCCAUGUCCUGCAUUGAAGCGAAAUGGAUCACCGCUUCCCCACAGGCAAGGUAA